This is a messenger RNA of Candoia aspera, 1146 nucleotides long. RefSeq names its product zinc finger protein 135-like. Gene Ontology annotation, biological process: regulation of transcription by RNA polymerase II. Lineage: Eukaryota; Metazoa; Chordata; Lepidosauria; Squamata; Candoiidae. Gene Ontology annotation, cellular component: nucleoplasm. Gene Ontology annotation, molecular function: DNA-binding transcription repressor activity, RNA polymerase II-specific; RNA polymerase II cis-regulatory region sequence-specific DNA binding. The annotation marks the transcript as partial. The record is from RefSeq and is a predicted model, not a curated record. The transcript has a single exon.
CAUACAGGAGAGAAACCCUAUAAAUGUUUGGAGUGUGGAAAGAGUUUCAGACAGAAGCCACGCCUUACUUUGCACCAGAGAAUCCACACAGGUGAGAAACCAUAUCGGUGUUCAGUGUGUACAAAGCGUUUUACCUCUAGCUCAAACCUUCUCUCCCAUCAAAAAUUCCACCCAAGUGAGAAAUCAUGCAAAUGCUCGGAGUGUGGAAAGAACUUUCAUCAGAAAACUGACCUUGUGGCACAUCAAAAAAUUCACGGAGAAGAAAGCUCAUUGAAAUGCUUGGAGUGUGGAAGACAAUUUCAUCAGAAGUUCCAUCUGGCCAAACAUCAGCGAUUACACACAGAAGAAAGACCCUACAGAUGCUUGGCGUGUGGAAAGAGUUUCAGUAGGAACGCUUUACUUACUUCACAUAGAAGAGUUCACAGCGGGGCAAAACCGUAUAAAUGCCUGGAGUGUGGAAAGAGCUUUAGCCACACAACACACCUAAGUCGACAUAAAAAAAUCCACUCAGGAGAGAAGCCAUAUCUGUGCUUGGAAUGUCCCAAGACAUUCAACACUAGUGCAGGUCUCAUUUCUCAUAAGAGAAUUCACACGGGGGGGAAACCAUAUAUGUUUUUUGAGUGUGGAAAGGGUUUUAGUCAAAAAACACACCUUAUGACCCAUCGAAGAACCCACACUGGGGAGAAGCCGUAUAAAUGCUUUGAGUGUGCAAGGAGCUUCAGUCAGAGUUUGCAUCUUACUCUGCACCAGCGCAUUCACACGGGGGAAAAACCAUACCAAUGCUUUGAGUGUGAAAAGAGUUUCAGCAACAGGACGUACCUUAAUUGUCACGAAAGGACCCACACAGGGGAGAAACCCUAUACAUGCCUGGAGUGUGGAAGGAGCUUCAGUCAGAGUAUGAGCCUUCACAUCCAUAAGAAGAUUCACCGAGGGGUGAAACCGUACACUUGCUUUGAAUGUAGAAAAAGCUAUUCCUGUAAGAAAAACCUCACUUCUCAUCAGAAUCCACAGGGGAGAGAAACUUUAUCAGUCCUUGGAGUGAGAAAGAGCUCUGGAAGAAAUACACAUUUUGAAUCCCAUCAAAAGCUGCAUCUUGGAGCAGUCAAGAUAAAAUGAUCUAAACAUAAACUUCAAAAAAGUUCAGAA